Molecule: messenger RNA, 3653 nt
Organism: Osmia bicornis bicornis
Lineage: Eukaryota; Metazoa; Arthropoda; Insecta; Hymenoptera; Megachilidae
Gene: rin
Product: ras GTPase-activating protein-binding protein 2
Exons: 9
Coding region: 282-2138 (618 amino acids)
Cellular component (GO): ribonucleoprotein complex; cytosol
Molecular function (GO): mRNA binding
Source: RefSeq, a predicted model, not a curated record
GACCGGUGCUUUUGUGCAGGUUCCGCUGCAUGUGCUGACAUCAAGGUGCUUGGAGCAUACAUUGAACUGUUUUUAUAAUUAACAUUAUUGUGAACUGUUGUUGCUCGUACCAAACUUUUUGUUUUCAUCACAGCAUCUCGUUUGAUCGGGGAAAGCACUGAGUUGUGUCGCGUAUUAGUGAUUCCAUCGGGACGUUUAACAUUCUAAUUUUAACAGUUACCUAGCGAACCCUUCCAUUGCUGUUUAAGCAAAGUAUUAUUUUAGACGUUAGGAGUAAGAAAAUGGUCAUGGAGGCAUCCCCUUCUCCACAGAAUGUCGGUCGUGAAUUUGUCCGACAAUAUUACACCUUACUUAAUCAAGCACCUGCGCAUCUUCAUAGGUUCUAUAAUCAACAUUCUUCCUUUGUGCACGGGGGAUUAGAUUCCAAUAGAGAAUCGACUCCUGCGAUCGGGCAGAAACAGAUACACCAAAAAAUUCAACAACUAAACUUUCGUGAUUGUCAUGCCAAGAUAAGUCAGGUCGAUUCGCAGCUAACCCUUGAGAAUGGUGUUGUGGUACAGGUAUCUGGAGAGCUCUCUAAUGCUGGACAACCAAUGCGUCGUUUCACGCAAACGUUUGUGCUGGCGAUACAGGCUCCAAAAACGUACUACGUACAUAACGACAUAUUCCGUUACCAAGAUCUGAUCUUUCCCGACGAGGAGGAGACGGACGUGGGCGGUGUGGAAGGGGUUGUUGGUGAGUCUGUGGAGAGGGAGGGGGAGGAGGGUGUACGUUCCGAGGCAGAGGAAGAGGAGCACCAAAAUCGAGGGCAGCAACUUACAGCACCUGCUGCGUCGACCGAACCACAAACUCAGCCACCGCUUAUACCUGCACAACAGUCUGUACUUCAGCAACAACAAAUGUAUUAUGCUCCACCACCACAACAAUCUCACGUACAUCCUGUGAUGCAGCAAGUUCUGAACGGUUCGGUUCACGAGGAGACGCCUUUGAUCGCUCAGCAACAGCCUCAGCAACAGCAACAGCAGCAGCAACAACAGCAACCACCGCCACCGCCACCUGCCCAGCAAAAUCAAUACAUAACCGAAUCCACGUCGCAAACAGAAUUCGUCCAAGAAACAGAACUGGACGCGGCGGCAGAACCGCAACAGCCGGCUGAAAGCGAGGCUCAACCUCAGACAAACGAAACUCAACCGCCAGAGGCUGAUCCGUAUGCCCCUUCGGCGCCAGAAGCCGAACCGGAACAUCAAGUGUCGAAUACGAAUGUGACCAGUAGCGGCCCGAAAACGUACGCCAAUCUUGUGAAAUCCUUCCCCAGUACCACUGGAGCGACUAGUCCUCAAGCUCCCAAGUUAUCUAUGUCACCGCCACCGAUGACGAACUUGAGAUUAGACGACAGGUCACCGUUGCACCCGACCAGCAGUGGACCUGCGCUCUCGGCAUCGAGCAACGUUUCCGCGCCUCAGCAGCAGACUCACAGGGUUGGAAAUCAGCAGCCGCAACAACAGCAGCAUCAACAACAGCGAGCUCCACGAGGGGGAGCAGUACAACGAGAUGGCGAUCGACGUGGCACGAGACAGAGUCAGUACAGCGACGCUCAUCAACUGUUCCUUGGAAACUUGCCCCAUAACGCGUCCGAGGAUGAUCUGCGCCAGGUGUUUGAAUCAUACGGUAGGGUGGUAGAGCUGCGUAUACACAGUAAAUCGAACGACAGGUGCAAAGGGGCACAAGGGAACAACACUGGAAAAGUACCUAAUUAUGGGUUCAUCACUUUUGAAGAUCAACAAGUCGUCAACAAAGUGUUGCAGAAUCUGCCGAUUUAUUACCCCGCUGAAAAUGGACAGAAAUUAAACGUGGAGGAGAAGAAGGUCAGGCCUAGGACGUCGAUGGACGGCAGUGGUGGACGGUUGAAUUCCAACGAUGGUAACAUGAGAUCCAUGGGUGGCCAGCAACAGCAGCAACAACAACGGGGUCCUGUUGGAUACUUUCCAGGCGGUCCGGGCGGCGUUAUGAGGGGCGGGCAGCAUGGAACGAGAGGCGGACGUGGUGGAUUCUCCCGUGGCGGUGAUGGCGGAAGGGGCGGCGGUGGAAUGCGACAGCCCGGUAACCCAAGCAACCCAAGCUACCAGAAUCGUCGCUAAUAUUACAAGCAACGUUUAAGGCAUCUCCAGUUUCUUUCUUCUUGAACAAGUCAUCGGUAUAUAACUACCAUCCUCGUUUCCAGACUCAGAAAAACCCAGGACUAUCACAUAAUUACGCUUAAACAUCGCUUGCAUUGUUCUUUAAGAAACAACUGUAGAUGGUGCAGCUCAAAUUGUACGGAAAAAAAAACCACGAACUCGAAAAACGGAUGAAAUCGGGUUAUCGCAUUUAAGGUUAGGUUUACCGAGCUCUCGCGACUAACGUGAAUAUAGUCAAAUAACUCAUCGAACGUUCAACACGGAUCCGUUGGAUGUUUGAUGAACGAAAUACCCCGAAAUCAAUGUCAGGCAAUCCGCAAACAACCAACGAUGAAAAUACAGGAAAAAAAAGAAAAAAAAAAAUAUGAAAAGAAACUUACAUUCACUUACAUGUAUACAGAGCGACGCGUGAUGAUCUCGUUAGAAAUGCAAGCGCGUUUCCUCUCCCAACGCAUAGCCCACGUUUCUUCAAGAAGCAGAAAUUGUGAUAAAGUGAAAAAACUGGAACUAACGAAAAAGGACAAGUAACUCGUACGCUGCAACGUGCGAAUAUAAACAAUGGGACAAUGUUUGAAACAGAAGCGCUCGCACACACACACACACACUCACACGUCGAUUCAGAGAGACACCCUGAAAAAUCAUACGUCGCUCUUUAAUUAUUUCUUUUCUCCUCCCCCCGUUCACCGAUCGCAGUAAGGAGACACGAGCGGUGCAAAUUCCGCUGUCGUUAUAAAAUAAGUCACGAGCCAAACUAAGAAAAAUAAAAAAUAAAAAAAAAGAACGAAAUUAAAGCGAGAGGAUACGGAACCGUUGUUUUCUCAACUUUAUGGAGUACCGUCGUAUAACAAUUUCAUAUGCUCUCGAGUUAAUCUUCACUGACUGCCGAUGAAAACGUUCCACCUACGCGUAGAAAGUCGGCAAUAAUGUUUUUAGGUGGUAGUUGGUCGAUGUCGGUUAAGGAGUAAAAAAGCUGUGGCUGUUCUCUGGUCGCGUAUACAAAAAAAAAAAGACAGCCGAUUUUUUUUUCUCUCACAAUUGGCCAAUUAUCAAUCGACCGGUAUCGAUUGAUAAUGGGACAAGGAAUCUUAGACUGCAGCUGGUCUCGCCGUUUUCCUAAUUCAUUUGCGCGUGUCGCUUAUGCCCUAUUUUUGUUUCAAUCUGCUGAUCUUUUUUUUUUUUUCUUCCUUUUCUGUUUAAUUUUCUUUUCUUCGUGCAAUUUGGCUCUCGCUUAAUUCCUCUUUUAUAUUCUUUAUUCAUCCCUUAUAAUUUGCUCCGUCUUCUCUAACGUUCUAUUCGAAAUUCCAAUUUAAAUAAGGUCUUAGUAUCACAGAACUCGUUGACACUGUAAUUGUCUUUCCACAAACGAUUUAUAGCGAGUAUUAACUGGUGUUUACUCUUGUGACUAUUGUGCAUACAUAAAUACAAGGUACGAUAAGUGUUUGUAUGAAGAUAUUAAACUUAAUUCCUCGUCGAUAA